AUGCGGGACGUCCUCAAAACUGAAGAACUCGAAAUCCCCUCGGGCGUUGAGAUCUCCGUCAAGUCUCGUAUCAUUUCCGUUACUGGUCCUCGAGGAACCCUCACCAAAAACGUCCGACAUGUCGAUAUGGAUAUCCGUGUGGUGAAGGAAAAGACGACGAAAGUCACUCUUGCCGUUUGGCAGGGCGGACGCAAGCACGUUGCUUGCUUGCGAACCAUUCGCAGCAUGAUCAAUAACAUGGUUACUGGUGUCACCAAGGGAUUCCGCUACAAAAUGCGCGCAGUUUACGCCCAUUUCCCUAUCAACUGCAUCAUUCAGGAAGAAGGACACGCUGUUGAGAUUCGUAACUUCUUGGGCGAGAAGACUGUGCGACACGUCAAGAUGUUGAGUGGUGUCGAGGUUUCUGAGUCCAAGGCUCAGAAAGACGAGCUUAUCCUUGAGGGCAAUGACAUCGACCAUGUUUCCCAGUCCGCCGCCUCUAUCCAAGGCGUUUGCCGUGUGCGCAAUAAGGAUAUCCGUAAAUUCUUGGAUGGUAUUUACGUAUCAGAGAAAGGCACAAUUCUCACCGACGAUGCCUAG
Messenger RNA from Psilocybe cubensis, 579 nucleotides. RefSeq lists its product as uncharacterized. The transcript has 4 exons. The record is from RefSeq and is a predicted model, not a curated record. Lineage: Eukaryota; Fungi; Basidiomycota; Agaricomycetes; Agaricales; Agrocybaceae. Gene Ontology annotation, molecular function: rRNA binding; structural constituent of ribosome. Gene Ontology annotation, biological process: cytoplasmic translation. The coding region runs from base 1 to 579 and encodes 192 amino acids. Gene Ontology annotation, cellular component: cytosolic large ribosomal subunit; ribosome.